This is a messenger RNA of Racocetra persica, 488 nucleotides long. Lineage: Eukaryota; Fungi; Glomeromycota; Glomeromycetes; Diversisporales; Gigasporaceae. The record is from the annotation of a GenBank genome assembly.
AUGAGCUGCUUUUGAUGGCGGCAAAGCAAGACUCGGAAGAUAUUCUCGAGGAUAUAUUUUCUCAGCCUGACUCUUAUGAUAUAAAUUACUCGGACAGUGUAGGAAACACUGCUCUUCAUUACGCAGCUCAACGUGGUUCCCUCGCUGCUGUUGAUUUGCUCUUACAGCAAGAAGAUAUUAAUAUUGACGCUCAAAAUCGACUUGAGCUUGAAACUCCACUGCAUAUGGCAGUUAAAUAUACUGAUGAUCCCUCGGUCGCUUUCGAAAUUGUACAGUUAUUAGUCAACAACGGUGCUGACCCGAGAAUACAGAAUAAGAACAAACAACGUCCUAUACAAUUGGUUGAUUCAAAUAAUCAAGAAUUAAGGAAUUUACUUCAAAAAGCGACUUUGGCGCUUCAAAUGGAUACAAGUGACAUUGCGCAAGAUGAUUCAAAUGAGGACGAUGAUCCACCAAGCGAUGAUUUUAGUGAUGAUGGCGACGACUAA